UGUCAGUGUAAGCACACUGCUUUGCAUGGCUGUGCUGUGCUGUUCAUUAACAGUCAGUGUGUUAGUCAGUUCCCACUCAGUGUCAGUUAGUUGUAAAGCACACACAGCACACAGUUAACCAUUUGAUCACCCCAAAUGUUAACCCCUUCCUGCCCAGUGUCAUUAGUACAGUGUCAGUGCUUUUUAUUAGCACUGAUCACUUUAUUGGUGUCACUGGGGAUGUCAGUGACAGUUAAUCAUUUCCCCACCCCAGUGUCAGAAUGUGCGCCGCAGUCCUGC
Molecule: messenger RNA, 279 nt
Organism: Staurois parvus
Lineage: Eukaryota; Metazoa; Chordata; Amphibia; Anura; Ranidae
Source: the annotation of a GenBank genome assembly